This is a messenger RNA of Acanthopagrus latus (yellowfin seabream), 2299 nucleotides long. RefSeq names its product GTPase IMAP family member 8-like. Lineage: Eukaryota; Metazoa; Chordata; Actinopteri; Spariformes; Sparidae. Gene Ontology annotation, molecular function: GTP binding. The transcript is spliced from 4 exons. The record is from RefSeq and is a predicted model, not a curated record. The coding region runs from base 344 to 1660 and encodes 438 amino acids.
AGACAAAUCAGGGUUUUUUAUUUUGAAAGUUCUCCCGGGAAGCUGAAAGUGCGUGAUAACGCGGGUGCACGGUAACUUUAAGGAAGUAGUUUAUUUCCCCUGGACUGCGUAGGACUUUGGACACUUCAUGGAUCAGCUGUAUUCUUAGAUUUUCUUUUCCAACAUGUUGUGUCUGGAUGGUUCUCAGAUGUUGUGGAUGAAAUAACUUCCUGUACAACCGGCAUAUUCAUCAAACAAAACAAAACAAAACAAAAAUAUUUGGAGGACAAACUUAAAGUGAAGACACCUGAAUUAAUCCUUCAUUGCCUCCUGUUAGGUUACACAUGUUUUGUGUUGCUCAAACAUGGCCCCUGAUCCCAAACCUGAUCCGGGUCUCACCAUUGUCCUUCUGGGUCACUCUGGAGUUGGUAAAAGUGCUUCAGGAAACACCAUCCUGGGAGAACCAGCGUUUGAGUCAAGACUUUCCUUCAGAUCAGUGACAACAGAUAUCUCAAAAAUUGCUGGAACUGUUUUUGGGAAGCAGAUCUCAGUAAUCGACACUCCAGGAAUAUUAGGAUCUAAGAUGGAGAUUCAGACCCGCUGUCAGGAGGUCCUGCAGUCCUCGACACCUUGUUUGUUCCUGGUGGUGGUUAAAAUAGAUCGAUUCACCAUCGAGCAGAGAGACGCUGUGGACACAGUUCUCAAAGUCAUCGGGGAUGAUGGACUCAGGAAGGGUUACCUGCUCUUCACUGCUGGAGACUACUUAAAUAACAUAAAGUUGGAUGAUUUCAUCAAUGAAAAGCCAGAUGCUCCACUUAGACCUCUUGUUCAAACGUUUGAAGGGAGGUGUCAUGUGUUCAACAAUAAAAUUCAUUCGGAAGAACAAGUCCGAGAGCUGCUGGCAAAGUCAGGCCACCUCAGAAAUGCUGCUCGUCCCUCGACAACAAGGAGGAUCGUGCUACUCGGUCUGUCUGGAGGAGGGAAGAGUUCAACGGGAAACACCAUCCUGGGAUCAGAGCAGUUUAAAACAAACUCUUCCUUUGAGCCAGUCGGUAUUGAGAGCGUCUGCAAGUCAGCAGAGGUGGCAGGUCACUGGGUCACAGUGGUGGACACUCCAGGAUUCACUGAUGAAGUUAAGCCACAGAGUCAGCAGUACCAGGAGAUUGUGAGGAAGUCCAUAGCCCAGGCCAGUCCAGGACCACACGCCUUCGUCAUUGUGUUGAAGGUUGGCAGGAUGCAUGGUACAGAACCUACUCUGCUUCAGGGUCUGACAAAACUGUUGAACAGUGUUGCUCCAAACUACGCAAUGGUGGUUUUUACUCACGGAGAUGGGCUCGGAAGUCAGUCCAUCGAUCAGAUGAUCAGGCCUGGGACCCCUGUGUCCGAACUGGUUUCUCUGUGUGGUGGCAGAUUCUGUGUGUUUGAAAACAAGGGGAGAAGAAGCAGAGAGGAAGUUCAGAAGUUCAUGAAAAUAAUUAAUGACAUGGUCGCAGCUAACAAUGAAAAGCACUAUGAGUCUAAGGCAGCGAGAAAUGCUGCAACGAGACAAUCACAGACUGUUGAUUCAGGGUGUUGGGAAGCAGUUUGUAGGUGUUUCUGUUGUUGUCAACAAUCAGAUGAUACCAGUUCAGAUGGUGAAAGACAGCCACUUCUGCAUCAGAAUGAUCAGGAUACCAGAUAAACUGACUCAGUAGUUUCUUCGCUUGAACGUCCACAUGGAAAUCGUGCUGUGAGGUGAUCACGUCCAGAACAGUGACAUGAUCAAUGAAGACGAACAGAAGAGUGGACUGACAGUUUUUCACAGUUGGAAAGUCACAUCUGAGUUCACUUUUUCAAAACUCUUCACACAGUUCUCUUUACAAACAUGACACUCAGCACGAGAGUUAGACACACGACCAGAAUACACUAAAGCAAGGACACCAGUUGUGUAAAAAUGUUUAGGCUUUCAUAAACUGACAAUGUGAGCAGCAGAUGUUAGAGAACACACUGUCUGUUUCAACUGAUACAACCACCGAAUUAAGUAAUGUUACUGUACUCAUACUCUAGUACAGAUCUUCAAUUACACUGACACUAAAUACCACCAUACAUUAGGUAUACAUCAUGUAUAAAAAAAGCUGUGGCCAAACCCUCUUUCAUCCUGUAUUGACAAAAGUAUGUAAGCAAUUGUAAAAUACAAUUUAAAAAAAAAAAGUUUAUUUAAGUUAAACUUAUGCUGACUUUCUUGGAACAACAUCCUGAAGGGCUUUGUCCGCUCAUUUACAGUUUACAUGUUUACAUUUGUAUUUCAGAAUUUUUAUGAAUAAAUACUGAUGAAAAACGA